Molecule: messenger RNA, 510 nt
Organism: Batrachochytrium dendrobatidis JAM81
Lineage: Eukaryota; Fungi; Chytridiomycota; Chytridiomycetes; Rhizophydiales
Exons: 3
Coding region: 1-510 (169 amino acids)
Source: RefSeq, a predicted model, not a curated record
AUGGACAAUCUACAAUAUUCGCAAAAGUACACCACCAAGAAACACGCUAAUGGCGAUGGUGCUGGCGAUUUUUCAUUUCUCCCCGUUAUCAUUCCCUUUGUCAUUGGCUAUAAGGGUAACAAGACAGAUGGAAAGUGGAAGAAUAAUAAUGCUUGGAACCAUCAUGUACAAGUCAUGAUAUACUCAUCACAUUAUGAUGCUGCUACACAGCAGAUCUUAGAUGAUACCCCUAUUCCUAAUAUUGCACUUUUGGCGUCAAUAGUGAUUGUAUUCUAUUGUUGGAGCGGAUUGGAGAAUGCAGUACUCAUGCUACAGUAUAUGCAUGACCAUCAGAGACAUUCCAUUAUUGUAAAUGUUGAAGCAGUAUGCUUCAACACUCAAAUGUCAGAUGAGGCAAACCCUGCCUCUAUGUUUACUGGCAUAUCAAACCAUUGUGUAAAUUUCAAUUGCAAUGAACCCAUAUCCAGUAUUAUCCACAUGCUUUCAAAUACCGAUCAUGAUAUUAUUUGA